AUGGUAACCAAGCUCAAAGUUCUCAAUCUCGGGAAUUGUCUAUCUUUGAGAAGAACUCCCGACUUGUCCGUUUUCGAAAGCUUGGAGAUUUUGAUUCUUGCAGAUUGUGAGAAUUUGAAAACGAUUCAUCCUUCUAUUGGGGACAUCAAGACCCUCAUUUCCUUGGAUGUCUCUAAUUGUAAAAGACUUCAGAAGCUACCGGUAGGAGUAGGUAGGAUGGUAAAAUUGAGGGAUCUUCGCAUUAAUGGCACUCAUAUACAAAAGAUUUCUAUUUCGAGAGGUUGUUUGAUGAAGCUAGAGACUCUAUGUGCCAGAAGUUGUGAACGACUUUCUCAACUUCCUAAAUCUAUGGGGUCCCUUGUCUCGUUAACUCUAUUGGACUUAUCUUGUUCAGAAAUUGAAGAAUUACCUGAAUCAAUUGGUUCUAUGAAGGACCUCAAGACUUUGAAUGCCUCUAAAUGUAGACGGUUAGCUCGCAUACCUAGCUCCAUAGGCAAUCUAGCAUCCCUACAAAGCUUGUUCUUAUAUUACUGCUCCUCAUUGACAGAGAUCCCUGACUCAAUUGGAAAAUUGGCAUCAUUGACCGAGCUGGACUUAGGAUACACAUCAAUUACGAAAUUACCUGAAAGCAUUGGGAAUAUGCCAAAUUUGAGGAUCUUGAAAAUUAUUGGAACUCACGUAACGGAAUUGCCUAAUGCCAUCGGGAAGUUGGCAAAACUCCAAAGGUUGGGAGCUAGAUUAUGCAAAAAACUAGAACGACUUCCUAGUAAUAUAUGCGAAUUGGUUUCGCUAGAGGAGCUUUCUUUAGACUUUUCAGGCAUUUCAAACUUGCCGGAAAGCAUUUCUAAGCUCUCUUCUCUUCAAGAGCUUGGUGUUGAAUAUUGUGAAAAGCUUCGAGAAAUACCAGAACUGCCCUCUGGCUUAACAGAUCUAAGGAUCAUCUGCCAGAGUCCGCCGUUGCCCCAUCUUUCCCAGCUAACCCGUCUCACGAAACUCACUCUUUGUAAUUGCCCCUGGCUUGAACGUGUCCCAGAGCUUCCCAUUGGACUAUCGCAGCUAAAUAUUAUAAACUGCGGAAAAUUGAAAGCGUUCACGAAUUUGUCAAACUUGAAGCACUUAUCAAUGAUUCUCUACAAUUGCUUUGAUCUCGCGAAAGUCACCGGCUUGGAAGGUUCACAUUGCCUAUCCAACUUACCUGCAGGGCAAUGCCCUAAGAUAUCUAGGGUUGAUGGGAUUGAAGAUUCUUCGACGUUGAUGAGCCCAAAUGCAUCUCAGCUCAAUGUAUCGCUAGAUCUUUCCGAUUCAAAGAUUCUGCAGAGAAUGGACGCCGGAGCAAGUUGCGCGAAUUCAGUUGAAAUCCAAGACCCUGGUGGAUCAAAAUCCUCUCAAGUGUCGGAUAUCCUUAAGUGCACGUCCGCCAGACGAUUGCUAGACUUUUCUAGUUUUAAAUACCUGAGUAGCCUUACUGUUUUGAGUUGCAAUAGUGUAACUGAAAUUCAAGGCCUCGAUGGAUCAGAAUCCUUGACAUUUUUGUGUUUUGGCUGUUGCUCUUCCCUUAGAUCAGUGGACCUCUCGAACGAAAGGUUGGAGUUGAUGAUGUUCCUGCGGAAGUCUAAUGGUUGCUCCUUUGCUGUGACAGCAAUGCUGCAGCAGGCUACGCAAUAUGUUGACCAGACACCUGAUGUUGAGACCAAGAUAGAGCUUAUACGACACUUGACUCUGUCGCCGCUGGGAAGGUACAAACUUUUGGAGCAACGGCAAGGACGGACAAAAUUGCCUUUAUUUUUGAACAAGUAUGGGUUUUUUGUUCGUCUGUGCAUAGAUCUCCAGGAUUAUGUCUGUUCACAUAUCCUUUCCAGGAAGAUUGGCCCCCGAGUGUUUGAUACAGAUCCUUCCAAAGAGAAGAAAAAGCCUAAAGAAGGUGAAAACAUUGUGGAACAAGCGCCAGCUGAUAUUCCGUCACUUCUGGAGUUGAAAUGGAUAUACUAUGAUUCAUGGGUACGGUAUAGGUAUGAUUCACAUAACAAUGAUUACCUUGAGAUUUGUCGAUACUAUAAGGCGAUAUAUGAGAUUCCAUCAGUGAAGGGCAACCCGAAGCAGUGGAUACCGGUUGCUGCUGAAACAAUUGGUCACAAUGGAGAAUAUAUUGUCGUUCCGAAGUAUUACUCGAGGAUUACCUUGAAGAUACUUGCAGAGCUGUUGUGCCUCAUCAUCCAGGGGGAUCAUAUCUGGUCCUCGGACUGA
Molecule: messenger RNA, 2244 nt
Organism: Syzygium oleosum
Lineage: Eukaryota; Viridiplantae; Streptophyta; Magnoliopsida; Myrtales; Myrtaceae
Product: disease resistance protein RUN1-like
Exons: 9
Coding region: 1-2244 (747 amino acids)
Molecular function (GO): protein binding
Source: RefSeq, a predicted model, not a curated record